This is a messenger RNA of Rhinichthys klamathensis goyatoka, 2831 nucleotides long. RefSeq names its product thyroid hormone receptor associated protein 3a (gene thrap3a). The transcript is spliced from 10 exons. Bases 141 to 2765 code for a protein of 874 amino acids. The record is from RefSeq and is a predicted model, not a curated record. Gene Ontology annotation, cellular component: mediator complex. Gene Ontology annotation, biological process: positive regulation of transcription by RNA polymerase II. NCBI's taxonomy places the organism in Eukaryota, Metazoa, Chordata, Actinopteri, Cypriniformes, Leuciscidae. Gene Ontology annotation, molecular function: DNA binding; transcription coregulator activity.
AAGAGAGUAGAAAUCUUUCCCAUAUGACCCAUGUGACUGACUCUUUCCAUCCACGCUCACUAGAGGAGAUGCAAAGUCCCUCUUGCUCACUGUGAGAGUAUCAUGUUGCUCUGUGCACUACCUUCUUACUCUGUAUUCCAAUGAAAAAACGCAAAGGCUCUAGGUCUCGCUCUCGAUCAAGAUCCCAUUCCCCGCCCCACAACCGUGAACGGAACCAAACACGGGAGUACCAGAACCAACGGGAGUUUCGGGGCAACCACAGAGGCUUCCGGAGGCCAUAUUAUUUCCGGGGCAGAGGUCAAGGAUUUUUCCGCGGCCGUUUUCAGCGUGGUGGAAGGGGUGGAUAUAACAACUACCAUCACAAAAACUGGCAAAACUUCCGGCAGUACCCUCAGCAGCAACAGAAGCAGUACUACCCCAACAGCCCCAAGAGGGGCCGUUCACGCUCUCCCAAGAAGCAGUCGAGCAGCCCGCAUCCCCGCAGCCAUUCCCGCCGCUCUGACAGGUCAUCCUCCGGGAGAUCGCCACAGUCGCAGCACUCUUCCUCCUCCAACUCUGGGUCUGCCAAAAGCACUUGCAAAGAUAUAAGAGAGGGUGUCUCAGUGCCCGAAGAAACUCGAGGAGGUGGAGAUGGGGCUCUGGCAGAGCAGGUGGGAGGCUCUUCUUCGGCCGAAGGGAAUGCUGAUGGAGACAGGACUUUGGAGAACUCUCAGGUUUUGACGAACCAUGACGCUAGUCCUAAAAGGACAAGUCUGCAGGUUUGCUCCUCUGUCACUAAUGACAAACCGAUUGACUCUGCAAGCAACGAGACAAGUCCUGCUCAUAAGAGUUCAAAUGCUCCAAAUAAAGGUGCCACCACCUGGCAGAAAGUUGCAACUGCACCUUCAAACAACAGCCCCAUAAAGAAAAGCCUUAGCCCAGGUUUCAAUGGUUUUGGGCUCUUUACAAAUAUUGACCAACAGACAGAUGAUAAAAUUGCUAUCUCCGCUGCAUUUUUGAAAUUCCUGGAGGAGCAAAAGGUUAAAAAACAGGCCUCUGAAUGUGAGAACAACACACACAAAGGGAAAAGUAACAGAGAAUUAGUAUGUGAUAAAGAAAAUGGAGGAACCUUUGAAAAGGGCAUUGAGUUGUCUCGCACUAAAGAUCAUGACAACGCAGGAGAGAAGGAGAAAUGCAAAUCUGCAAAGAGUGGUGAUGGUAAAAAGUUAUCCAUAAGCACCCCUAAAAUGGGUCCACGAAACGGCCCAACAUUUCUGUGCGAGGAUGGUGAGGACGAUGACGAAGAAGGGGAGAUCUCUGAUAGAGUGAGGGAUAUGGAAAACUAUCCCUCCAAAAGAAAAAGCAAAGUCACGCUGUCCGCUCGUGAAAUGUUCGAGAAGCGAAUCAGAAGGAUGCAGGACAUGCCAUGGGAUGAUGAGCUGGAGGCUCUCCUGCUCUGCCAUAAACAGGAAAGAGCAGCGAAAAUCCUAGCUGCUCUCUCUAAGAGAGACCAGCUGAGUGGCAUGCUCAAGGAUCCAUCCCCUGAAAAGCUCUCAAAUGUGAAACGAAAAGAGAAACCCACACUGCUGCCCAGGAGGAGUUCUGAGAGCCGCGAGCAAGAGAUGUUUGUGGUUAUGAACGAGGAAUCCCCACCAAGAGCUUCCGUGAAAAGAGGAAGUGAAUUCAGUGUAAGGAUGGAUUCUCUCAGUGAUGACCUUGCUAGAACAUCUGUUUUGACCAAUGAAAGAAGGCAUCUUCUGGAGCUUGUGCAUCUUGAUGAAAAGGAUUGGGAGUUUCAAGCUGUCCUUCAGCAUCUUCAGGCUCAGCAGUCACCCAGAAGUCCAUCUGAGCUGUUUGCCCAACACAUAGUUUCAAUUGUCCAUCACAUUAAAGCUCAAUAUUUUCCUUCUUCUGGAUUGACCCUAAAUGACCGCUUUGCCAUGUACCAGAGAAGAGCUGCUGAGAAAGAACUCAUUAAGCAGAGAAAGAGUCCAGAGAUACACAGGAGAAUUGAUGUUUCUCCCAGUGCUUUUAAGAGGCACUCUCUUCUGUUUGAUGAGAUGAAAAGCACCAUGGAAAACAACUUCAAGGUCGAUGGUAAAAAAUCGAAAAGUGAUUCAAUGGACCUUCGGCUGGAUAUUGAGCGCAGAAAGAAAUACUUGAGUGGAGAGAGAGAGCAAAGAGGGGAAGAGUACGGAGAAAGAGUAUCGGGGGAAUCUCCCGAACCAAGAAAGGAAACAUCCACAGAGAAAGCCUCAAAGAACCACAAAAAAACUAAGAAAAGCAAGAAGAAACGGGAGCGUUCUCAGUCAUCUUCCUCAUCUUCGUCUGCUUACCAUGAAGAAGAGGCUGAGAUCAAGCCAGAAAGCUCAUCCAGAGUCCAGCUGGGGUUUAGAGAGCCUGUGGAGAGAGGAAGAUCACGAGGAGGCUUUCAGCUUAGCAUACGUGGUAGAGGUUGGAACCGAGGAAAUUUCCAUGGAAACGGCAACGGUGAUUCACAGAUGAACAUGUCAGCAAAGAAUGAAGACUGGGAUCAAGAAUACACUCCCAAGAGCAAGAAAUACUUCCUACACAGUGAAAGAGACGGUGUAGGUGAGAGAAAGCUGAUGAACACGCGCGGGUCUGGUCGCGGUAACAUUGUUCGUGCAAAGGGACGUUUCAUCCUACGGAGGGCCACAAAUACCAAAACCACCAAUAAUACGAGCCCUAAAUGGGCCCAUGAUAAAUUCCAGGCCACUGAUGAUGAGGGCGAACAGCAAGGAGAUGAUGUAGAACAGGACCAGUGAGAAUGGAGCAGUGAAGACUUUGACAGGACCUUUGAGAACAAGGAGAUCCCUCAUCACAUCAAGAAU